Fundulus heteroclitus (mummichog) is the source of this 5048-nucleotide messenger RNA. RefSeq names its product protein FAM102A. Bases 267 to 1403 code for a protein of 378 amino acids. The transcript is spliced from 12 exons. The record is from RefSeq and is a predicted model, not a curated record. NCBI's taxonomy places the organism in Eukaryota, Metazoa, Chordata, Actinopteri, Cyprinodontiformes, Fundulidae.
GAGUCCGGUUCUGGCUGCUGCUGCGGGACGAACCCGCUCCCGGAGAUUCUGACGCGGAGAACCAGGAAGUUCUCGCUCUGCGGUGCUGCGAAGCGGCGUCGGGCUCCGGUUCCGACCCAGAACGAUGAGUGUGCGGUCAGCAGGAGUCCUCAGUAAUGAUUAACCUGGACAGAAGGGACGGAAAGUGCCUCCUCUCCACAGCCUGAGCCAGUGUUCCUGUCCUCCGUGGGUUCUCCGGCUGUGGAACCCAGCAGCAGCAGGGGAACAUGGCUUUUCUCAUCAAAAAGAAGAAGUUCAAGUUUCAGGUGCAUUUCACGCUGGAGGAGCUGACCGCGGUUCCUUUCGUCAACGGGGUUCUGUUCUGUAAGGUCCGGCUGGUGGACGGUGGAGACUUCUCCAUCUCCUCAUCCAGGGAGGAGGUGCAGCAGAACUGCGUCCGAUGGGGGAAGAAGUUCUCCUUUGUGUGCAAAAUGAGCGCUAACCCCAUUACAGGAGUGCUGGACCCCUGCAUCUGCAGGGUCUCCGUACGCAAGGAACUGAAGGGAGGAAAGAGCUUCUCUAAGCUGGGUUUUGCUGAUCUCAACAUUUCUGAGUUCGCCGGUUCUGGCUCGGCGGUGCGCUGCUGCAUCCUGGAGGGUUACGACACCAAAAACACGCGCCAGGACAACUCUAUCCUCAAGGUCACCAUCGGGAUGACUCUUCUGUCCGGGGACCCCUGCUUUAAAACGCCUCCCAGUACGGCUAAAUCUGUGCUGAUUGGUGUGGAGGAUCCCAACCUGCAGCUGGACUGUAAGGGGGAGAGCACCAACACCACCAUGCCGGCACGAGGGAGCAUGGCAGAGGGAGCUCACUUCAAGUCCAGACCUUCGUCAGUACGUAGCGUAGGGCUGUCUGAUCACGGAGACGGCAUUCCCAGUCCAGAUGAGAUCUUCCUGACGCGGCAUAGCCGGAGCGCCAGCCAGCACAGCAAAAUAUCAGGCUACAGCACAGGUCACUCUCGCUGCUCCAGCCUGAACGACCUCAGCCACCAGAGGAACGCCUCCUCCAGCAGCAGCGCCUCCUGCGGGGUCGCUCACUCCUCUCAGCCGCCUCCCUCCACCCCCACCAAGCCAGAGAGACCCCCUCCCCCGUCGGCGGCGGCCCUCCUGUCGAGCAGGUCCUCCAGGAGGAAGAAGGACGCCGUGGAGACUCGGUGCAGCUGUGUGGACGACACUCGCAUCGACGCCGACGACAUCGUGGAGAAGAUCGUUCAGAGUCAGAACUUCUCUGACAGCAGCAGCGACGAAGACAGCCAAUUGAGACUGUUUGUCAGCAAAGACGGGACCACCGCCCUCAGCGGGACGCAGCUCGCCACCAGAGGAACGCCGGGGAUCUUUGAGCCGGUGGUGGUAGAGACUCACUGAGAGGUGACCAGCGUCUCUCCAGCCUCACCAACGGAUGUUUCUGAGGCUUCAGCUUCAUCUGUGAUGGAGCUUCUUCUCGGUGGUGGGGGCUAGUGGUGGAACGCCUUAAAACAAACGGCAGAAAUCUAAUUUAAGUGAGUCCUGGUGUCCCCCUCUGCUCCAGAUGAUUGCAUCAACUUCCCGGGAAAUCUGUGUGAUUAUUUCUGAAAAACUCAAUCUGUGCUGCAGGGCCUGGCAGGAUCCAGGCCUAAACUACUAAAUUCAUUCAUACAGAGGAUCAAUUCAUGCUCUGAAUAUAUGCAAUAUAAAAAGAAGUGAGUUUUAUGGCGUGGCAGACAGCUGAGGCGAUGCUUCAGAGCUGAGAGCUGUUUCCCUACCAUGAUCAUUCUUAGCUUUCUCCAAACUCUGCAGCAGACUGAAGGUUCGUGCAGCACGGUUACACCGCUCCGCCUCUUUUUAUGCUCAGAAAUUUAGAAAACAAACAUUAAGAGACAAAGCUUUGAAAUGUAUCCCAAACUAAUCAUGAAAAGCUGCAAUGAUCCCACAGUGAAUUAGAACCAAGCGUUCAGACUGCUGCAGGAUUUCUGUCUGAGGAGCAAAUUUAUCUGAAGCCUUUUAACGAGGUCAAACGUUCUGCUUCCUGCAGUUAAACCUGAUUCAUUUAGUAGAUUUCUAUGAUUUCUGUGACUGAGAAAGCAACGUGUUCUGGUCAGACAAAUGCUGACAGCUUAAUUGUCUUUGUUUUUUUUCAGUAAUCCAGAAAUUAGGUUUAAAGCAGCGGGUUUGUUAUACAGCGGUUUCCACUUUUUAACCAAACGAUCCUGAAUCCAGACGUAGAAGCAUGAAAACAAAGUGUUCAUUAACGUUUAUAUAUUGAGAGCAACUCAUUAAUUCAUGCUCCAACCAGAGACUUCUCACAUUUACAGGAGGUUAAAAACACAGAUUUCUCAUAAAUAUCCAGGAUGUAAUGAUGCAAUCACAGAUUGUUUGGUUUUCUAACACAGAGAAGAUGAUUUUAUAGUUUUCAGCUGAUUACUUCAACACUGCAAACUAUCUGCCAGAAUCAAAGCUCUAAUAUUAUUACUAUAGUUUAAAGGUAUUUGAUCACUGUGUAUGUAUUUUACUGUUUUGCACAUUUAACCUCUGAGGAGGCCUGUUAACCACUAAAAACACAGAGAUUGAACAACGGUCCUAAAACGGCUCAGCUUCUCUUUUUCACACUCUAUUCUCUGAAAUGUGUCAGUAUGUAGAGCAAAAUAAUUCAUCCGCAGUCAUUACGGUAACCUGGUUUAUAUUCAGGUUAACUCAAUUAUAACUCUAAAAAUAGUUUUAGAUCGUCUCUUUAAUCAGAAUUUAACAUUCUGUUUUUUAUUUUUUUUAUUGGACAUGUCCCCACAGACAGUGUAAGCCCAGAAUGAGUGUUAUUACAUUUUAAACAUUUUAAAUGCAUUAAAGUGAAACAAGCUGAACAGAAAAGGCACAAAAAUCACCAGGAUGUGGAAUUAGCAGAGAAGGAAGUCACAUUUUCAUGCAUUUAGAUCCAGAUCCAUCACAACAUGCAGGAAAAUUAAACUAAUGAAACUUCUGCUAAUGGUCCGACUUCUUGACAAACACACUGUGCACAGGGACAACAUGCAGAAAGACCUCGGGUCAAAGCCAGGACCUUCUUGCUGCAUGGCAACAGUGCCACCAACUGUGCCACUGUGCAACCCUGUGAGAUGCAUGAAAAAUGUAAUAUUCACAUUUCUUUUACUUUUGUUUGGCCUUUUAUAGCAUCUACAGGACCAGAAAUUGAGCAGAAUUGCUUUAUUUGUCCACCAGGGAUGAAACAGCAUUUCAGUAGAGCCCAUCAAGAAAGACAAACAUGGGUAGACUGAGGCCGCUGCCUCUUCAUAGAAUAGAAAUAAAUAAAUAAAGACCUGUGUUGGCUGAGUUGUUGCCAGCUGCUAACUUUCCAUAGCCGUUUGUUGUAUAUCUAGGUAAUAAUUUCACAUGUGAUACAUGAAAGUUUAAUAUAGACUCUUAUUUAGCUUCUAUUUAGUCGAGCUCUUGAGGUUAGCCCUUAAGCCAUUUAGCUGCUAGCUGAUUUAACUGUGGGCUUCAAGAGUUAACGGCCCCUAGUUGCUAAUGUUCUCCAGCAUUUAACUCCUGCAAAGCAUUUCAGGCACGAUUUGAACAAAGUGAAGCAUGAAAAAGUUUCUUGUGUAGAGCUUCUGUAGAAAAUACAGAUCUUCUAAGUUUUUAACAUUUAGCAGCUAACAAAGCUAAUUGAUGCUAACUUUUCUUAGCCAGCUGCUGUGAUCUCAUGAUUCCACACAGGAAGUGGAUUUAUGGUUGUUUUCUAACACUAAUCAUUCACAGGGGUCCUAUAAAAGAACAACAGCUAACAGGAGAUUUAUUUUUUGUUUUUUUGUUUUUUAGAGAAGACUAUUGUUCCUAUACGUUUGUGACUAAAACAUAAUAAUCCUGAACAUAUAUUUAGUAAAUUGCAGAGGGAUUAGUGCUGAGGUUAUUUCUGCUGGACCAGAAAAAUGUGCUGCUGCUCCGCCUGCUUCUUGUCUUCACACUGUUUGCUGCUCCGUGUUCAUUCAAAAGGACAAACUUCAGUUAGAACCUGGUGCAGAUUGUUGUUUCUUUCCUCCAGUGGGUGAAAUAAAACUCUUUAUGUAUUAGAUUUGAAUGUUUGGCCCAGACUCUUCCUGGUCUCUGGGCACACAGAGCUUUCUGUGGUUCUGUUGGACUGGUGCUGCUGGGCUGGGACCAGUCCCACGGCUGCUCCAGAACAAAGCCCGGCUUGUUCCAGAACCAACAAUAGACAGCCAAACCUCACAGGACGUGUUUGUCUGUGGAUGCUGAUGUGAUUUCUGGAAGUCUUCUGCAUGCAGGCCAUGCAUCUCUUCCUGAUAUUAAGAGACAUAACUGUGUUUUAUGUCUCUUUCUGCUCUGGUAAUGAAAACACUGAUAACUAAAUAAGUUAAUAUUCACCCACUGACUGUUUGUCUCAGAUAGAGGUUCAGGUUCUGUGCAGAAUCAGUUUUCUGAGCGGUGAAACCUUUAAAGUCUUGUUUUGUCUGCAGACCAGCAGGCUGGUCCGCACAUCACUGCGUGUUAAAACUUUAUGACCACUGAGUUAAUUACAGAGCAACUGUUUAACGUAAAGAUGUCUGCUACUGUAUUUCACUCCAGAGAAAACGUCCAACUAAUGUGUGUUACCUGUAAAAUGAUUGUUUGGUUUUUACACAUCAUAGUGUUUUAUUUUGCUUCCGUGGGUGAAAAGGGUUUUAAUAUUUCCUGAUGAUUCAAAUGAAAUUGAUGAAUGGGAUUAUAUUUUAUAUUUUAAUGAAUUUUAAUAAGCAGGGUGUGUUUGGGAAAGGGAAUGUACUGAAUCAAGUAGGUUCAGCCAUGUUUUACAAAUGAUUUACUUCAAAUCAAGCUUGUGUCACAUAGAUCUGCAGUCGAUAUAGGAUAUAAAUGUGAAAAGGUUAUUUGGGGUACAUUUAUGGUCCUUUUUUGUUAUUAUUGGUAAUGUUCAAACAAAUUUUAACCAUUUACACUCCUUGUUUUAAAAUGAUUGUGACUGUAAGAGUUUAUCUGUUUCAAAUGUUGUACGUAUGUUCUAAAUAAAAGGGAAAAGAUUUUAAUUGA